This is a messenger RNA of Phyllostomus hastatus (greater spear-nosed bat), 2865 nucleotides long. RefSeq names its product epithelial cell transforming 2 like (gene ECT2L). Lineage: Eukaryota; Metazoa; Chordata; Mammalia; Chiroptera; Phyllostomidae. Bases 1 to 2484 code for a protein of 827 amino acids. The record is from RefSeq and is a predicted model, not a curated record. The transcript has 18 exons. Gene Ontology annotation, molecular function: guanyl-nucleotide exchange factor activity.
AUGCCCAAGUGCAUCAGGUUCGGGUGGUUCCUGCCCUAUACUCCAACGGAUCAUGAAUACGGUGGUUGGAAGCACCAUUACAUUGCUUGUGUGUCCAACUUAGACUGGCUGACACCUAGGGAAGCUGCCGCUGUUUAUGGGACCCUGAAUGAACCCAAAACAGAAGAUGAGGAGCUACAGGAGAGACAAAGAGAAAAGCGCCUAAGGAAAAUAAUGUGGGAGAAAAUUGCACUGCGUAAGAAGGAGUUAUUCCGGGCCCGACCCCCUUGGGUGAGUGGAACAGGCUGCUCUAGAUUGUUGCAAUCCCAAUGCCAGCCACGUCUCUCCCAGACUGUGAGGGAUCGAGUGGGACUACACGAAGCUUUGGAGAAACGGCUUGUUUUGGCAUCCUUGGAAGCUUUACCCAAGCGAAGAAAUGUUUCUGGAAGAUAUUCCUACCCUCUACUAUCAAAGAAAAAUUGGCGUGGAGUUUUUAAAAAUGAUGACAGCCCUUCAUGUGCUCUGCCACCACACUUCAUAUUGAUAUCAUCUCGGAUUCCUGCAUAUGAGAUGGUGGUGGACAGUGUCAGGGCGGGUGUCACCUCUGUGGUGUACGAACAUAGCGGCAUGACCUUGGAGAGCCUGCUGUACCUCAUAGACAAAGCUCUGGAUGGGCAGAAGGCACAGAGUGUGGGAAUAUUUAGUGAUGGAGAUAGCAGAGAAAUCAACUUACUGCAAGGCUAUAAAAUCGGUAUUAAAAAUUUAUUGAAGCCAGAGGUGAGAGACUUCUGGGAGAAAUUAGGCAGCUGUGUGGCCCCUGAAGAAGAAGGGGGUCACGUGGACCUCUUCGUGCCACUCGGAGCAUCAGAUGCAGGCGUAGAAGUUCUUUCUCAGCUGUCUCAACUAACUGGCACGUUAUUUACUGCCCCCACCGGGAUUGCAACUGGCUCUUACCAGCACAUUCUUAGCGACUGGCUGGGACCCCCGCAGGGAAGGGCUCCGCCCUCCAUCUACUUCAGCGAAUCGAAGCUGCAGACGUGGUCCAGCCUCACGGACUUCCUGGAAGACACCUUGAAAUCAGUAAGGAAACAGUUAAGUCCUCUCUUCAAGGAGUUGCAGAAGAAUGUCAGUGGCAGGAUGAUCGGACAGUUCAUGUUUGACACCAUGGGCGUGACCGACACUCUGCACAACCAAGAGAUCGCACGAGCUCUGGCAGAUGGACUGACGGAGCUUUUAAGAGAAAAUUCUGACAAACCUCUGGAAUUUUUGUCACAUUUUCUGUUGAAGAAAUGUAGUGAAAAGAGCAAAGAUCUUGAAGGAAAUGCUAUUCUGACAAAACCAGACCCAAAGGCGACGUUCCACUCAUUCGUGAAGGAAAGAAACGCUAUGGAAGACAAUCCUCGGGACACAAAAUCAAGUCUCAGCCAAAGCGAUCCAGAUUUUGGGGUGCUGGUUCAGCUGGAGAGAAAGCUGCAGAUGGACUCAGCUGUGAAGCGAACUCGAGUGGCCGGGGAGCUCUUACAGAGCGAGAGAAGAUACGUGCAGAUGCUGGAAAUAGUGAGAGAUGUUUACGUGAGGCCACUGAAGGCAGCGUUGUCCUCAAACCGAGCGAUUCUGAGUGCUGCAAACAUCCAGAUCAUUUUCUCUGAUAUUCUGCAGAUUUUAAGUCUCAACAGGCAGUUUCUAGGUAACCUGAGAGACAGACUCCAGGACUGGGGCCCAGCUCGCUGUGUGGGAGAAAUAUUCCUAAAGUUUGGAAGCCAGUUGAACACCUAUACCAAUUUCUUCAACAAUUACCCUGUUGUUCUGAAAACUAUUGAGAAGUGCAGAGAAGCGAGACCAGCAUUCCGAGCUUUCCUGAAGAGGCACGAUAAGACUGUCGCUACCAACAUGCUGAGCCUGCCGGAGCUGCUCUUGUACCCAUCCCGAAGAUUCGGAGAAUAUAUUCAUCUUCUCUACGCUUUGAGGCUUCACACCCCUGCAGAGCACGUUGACCGUGGGGACUUGACCACUGCAAUUGACCAAAUCAAAACAUAUACAGGUUACAUAGAUCAGAUGAAGCAAAGCAUCAACACGAAAGAUCAGCUGUCAGACAUACAGAGAAGCAUCUGGGGGUGCCCUCCUCUCUCAGAAGCACACAGAUAUCUGAUUAGGGUCCAAGACGUAGCCCAACUUCACGGCUGCGAUGAGGAAACAAGUUUCUCUUUAAGGCUCUAUGAACACACCCGAGAUCUCAGCCUUUUCCUCCUCAACGAUGCACUGCUUGUUUGUAGUCGGGGCACAUCUCACACUCCAUUCGAAAGGACUUCGAAAUCGACCUACCAGUUCAUUGCAUCUGUGGCCCUACACAGGCUACUUGUAGAAGAUAUUCCAGAUUCCAAAUAUAUCAAGAAUGCAUUCAUUCUUCAAGGUCCAAGACAUGAAUGGAUUUGCGCCACAGAAGCAGAAGAUGACAAGUUCCUGUGGUUGUCUGUACUCCAAAAUGCAAUCAAAAGUACAAUGUAGAAGUGAGCCUGGACUUUUUAAAAAAAAAUUCAGGGCCACUGGUUCUCCCUGGCAAAGAGAGACAACAUGCAUUUUCUGUUCCAGGUUAAGUUUUGUGAGAGGAUGACCUAGGAUAGCCCAUAAGGUUCUGUCUAACUUAUACACUUCACCAUCUAUGUUCAAUCAUCUGAAAUGUAGAAUAAGGACAAGUCCACGGUUCUGAACCACUUCUUUUGCUAGUUGUUUUUCACAGACAGUAUUAGUUACUUGAUUUACAAAACCUAAGACAGAAUAAGCAUACUAUGUAUUCAAAAUUUUGUUUUAUGAUCUAAUAAAAAAUAAAAUCACAAUGAAAAGGGUUCCUUAAAUGAUCAGUCUGGAGAAAUAUUUUAAUUUGUUGGU